Messenger RNA from Chlorella variabilis, 1213 nucleotides. RefSeq lists its product as hypothetical. The transcript is spliced from 9 exons. Gene Ontology annotation, cellular component: chloroplast. The coding region runs from base 37 to 1005 and encodes 322 amino acids. The record is from RefSeq and is a predicted model, not a curated record. Lineage: Eukaryota; Viridiplantae; Chlorophyta; Trebouxiophyceae; Chlorellales; Chlorellaceae.
GUUCAGGUCAUCGUGAAGGGCCAUACAACGCGAAACAUGCUGAAGGCAGUAGCUCCCUGCACCAGUGCCGCGGCGGCCAGGCCCGCCUCCCGUGGCGCGCCACGCGCUCGGGGUCACACCGUGGUGCAGGCACAGCAGGGCACCAGCGUGGUGGAGCAGGCGGAGCAGAAGCAGGAGCUGCAGCUGGUGGGUCCCGAGCCGCAGCGGUUUGUGGUGGCCAAGGGGCAGCUCAAGGAGAUUGCCAGCGCGGCCUUCCCCGCCCUCAUGCGCCUGGGCAGCGGUGCCUUCACCAGCGGCUACAGCGUGAGCCUAGUGCCCGAUGAUGGAAAGUACGCUGUGGCGGAGAUCUUUGGGAGCAAGCUGCGCGAGACGUCGGCGGUCAGCGGCUUCAACCGCCCGCAGCAGCCGCUGGUGCUGUACGAGUUUGAGGGCUGCCCCUUCUGCCGCAAGGUGCGGGAGGCGGUCGCACUCCUGGACCUGGAUGUACUCUUCCUGCCAACGCCCAAGGACGGCCCCACCUGGCGCCCCGAGGCGAUCGAGAAGGGCGGCAAGCGCCAGUUCCCUUACCUGAUCGACCCCAACACCAGCACUCAGAUGUACGAGAGCGACGCAAUCAUCGACUACCUGUUCAAGACCUAUGGCGGCGCCCAGCUGCCGCCGAUCGGCCUGCGCCUGGGCCUACUCACGGCCAUAUCCUGCGGCCUGGCCAUGCUGCCGCGGGCGCUCAAGGGCAGCGCGUACAAGGCCAGCAAGCUGCCCGAGAAGCCGCUGGUGUACUGGGGGUACGAGGCGUCGCCGUUUUGCAAAGUGGUGCGCGAGCAGCUGUGCGAGCUGGAGGUACCGCACCUGUACCGCAGCUGCGCGCGCGGCAGCCCCAAGCGCCAGGAGCUGUUUGAGAAGUGGGGCAGGUUCCAGGUCCCGUACCUGGAGGAUCCCAACACCAGUGUGGCCAUGUUUGAGUCCACCGAAAUCAUCAAGUACCUCAAGGAGACCUACAGCGCUUGAGCAUCAGGGCCCGACCAGCUCUUUGACAUGGAUAUCUCCCCCGCUGAAGCCAGUGUGCUAGUUGUUUCUCUCGUUCAGUGUAUCAUUCUGCCCACUUGUCCACCUACCGUCCCUGUGUGUACCUACCGUCCAUGUGAUGCCAUUGGAUUCAGCCCAUUUCACGCUUUCAUGUUGUCUGAACCAGAACCCAUCAAACCCUCUUGUCUGC